AUUUUAAAGAAAUGUAAACGUACAAGCAGAGCCAUCUGGAUUCGGCCGAGCUCCCCCCUCCACGAGAAGCGAAACCCCAACACCAGCCAGCAUUUUAUGCGAAGGUUCGACGGCCUAGUUUUCAUAAUUUUUCUCUUAAAAUUCUCGUGGUUUUUUUGUGCUUGGCAAAGUCCGUCGUCGCGAGAAAUGCGACAAAGUCCUCUCCGCCAACUCCAGCGACAGGGACGGUGAGCCUUGGAACGACAUCCGCCGAUUCGCCUAUGCAAGAGUGAAACGGGUCAAAUCAAAUGCCGCCGGGCUCUUCUCGUUAAAAUGAUGAGUAAGAUCCUCAAUACGAUCUGGUCUUAUUUUCCCUGGACGAGAAAUCACACAUCCCACAAUUCUGUCAAACGAUCAAGAGAAGUCUUCGGGGACGACGAGGAGCUUUUACCGGUUCCGGUGAAAAGGCAGAGGCUUACGAGGAAUCCGCAGGUUUUAUCAGACUUCAAUAAACAACCAAGUGGUUUCCAAAAAAUUGAGGUUAUCGAUUUGACGAAACAGCAAUCAAAUAAUUUGAGAAAACGUAACUUAGGCUUAUCAAAUGAAAUUGUAUUAGAUGAAAUAAUUAUCAAAGAUGAUGAUGAUGAUGAAAUAGUCAAGGAAAGAAAACCAAAAUUUUUCUCAACAAAAUACGAAAACGUUUUGAAGGAAAACAUACUUAGUGUUCAAAACAAGAGCAGCUGUGCUGACAUUUUAAGCCCGAGCAAGUUUAAAAAUAAACACAAAGCUCCUAGACACAUCAGAUCUCCGACAAAAAUUAGAAAUCGUUUUUGUCUACUUUCUAACAGUUCUACUGAAAUUGUUGAUCCAAUAGCAUCUCAAAAUACAUUUAGAAGGGUACCUAUUGGAUUGAGACCUUCCAAAAUGUCAGAUGCGAGCAGUACAAGCCAGAAUUCUAUCAACAUGAAUUCAAGAAGGUCUUAUAUGCACUUCACCAAUGGGAAGCGUAUUCAGGAUUUCACCAGAGAUGAUUAUUCCCGGCUACUCGGGACAUUCAUCAGUGCAAAUUCUAAGAUUAAAACCAAAGAUAAAACUACUACAGAAAUUAUAGAUUUGGAUGAUGUGUCUGACAGUGAAACUGAGAAAAAUAAACAAGUGGAAGAAACUAUCAUUAUAAAUGAUGAUGACGAUAGCAACACAGAUAAACUAAAGUUAAUUAGCACCCCAAAAGUGUCGAGGGUGAACAGCUUCUCUCAGAAAAUUGAGAAACACAACGAAGCUACAAACAAAAUGCUAGAAUUAACUGCUAAGGUGUCAGCCUCAAAAGAGAAAUUUGAAUUUAUGAGGAACCAGUACACUGAACUUUGCUACAAGCACCAACUGCUUCGGUUCAAGUCGGUUCAAGAUGCAUUGAACGAGAGAAUAAAAGACUACCUUAAAAUCACUGAAACAGUUCUUGACACUGAAGGGAUUGAAGCGUUGCCUGAACUUACUCCUAAAAUGCAGCAAAGAAUUGAUGAAGCAUUCCGACCACAGCCAGAAAAUCAAGUCAUGGUCUCUAAGUUUAAUUACAAUGUGACGAGGAGGGACUUAAAUUGUCUGACAAGGUUAAAUUGGCUUAAUGAUGAGGUAAUCAACUUUUACAUGGAGUUGAUAAUUGACAGAGGCAAACUAAAACCCAAUUACCCCCCUGUUCAUACCUUCAGCACAUUUUUCUUCCCAAGGUUGAAACAGAGCGGCUACACAGGAGUUAGACGCUGGACACGAAAGGUCGAUGUGUUUCAAAAAGACAUGAUCCUUGUCCCAAUCCAUCUUCAUGUACAUUGGUGCAUGGCCUGCAUACAUUUAAAGAAAAAAACUAUCAGCUUUUAUGACAGUAUGGGCUCAACUGAUCCAGGAGUCCUGAGUCUCCUACGAGAUUAUAUUCAGAGUGAGCAUCAGGACAAGAAGAAUGCACCGUUUGAUACAUCAGACUGGACGCUGACUUCAGUAACGAACAUACCGCAACAGAAGAAUGGAAGCGAUUGUGGCGUAUUCGCCUGCACGUUUGCCGAGUUCCUUGCUAGAGACGCCACUUUCAUUUUCAGUCAAAAGGACAUGCCUUAUUUUAGAAGAAAGAUGGCUUAUGAGAUCUUAGAAGGCUCAUUACUGACAUGAAUUAAAAUAGAGAGAGAGUGCACACCUGGUUAUUUGGGACUUUUUUUAUCUGAAUAAACUGUAAAUAUUAAAAACUUUGGUAUUUUGAAUACUACCGCAGUCGUAAUUAUUCAGACUUUUUUAAAUAAAUAAAUUUAUUACUCAUUCACUUUGUAAACUAUACAUAUUUAAUAUUUUUCAUUUGUCUUCAUGAGCUAAAUAGUUUAAAAUGUAUAUUUUGUAUUUUCUAUUGAAAUUUUUGUAUUACAUUUUCGGUUUUACAAAGCUUGUAAGCAUA
Cimex lectularius (bed bug) is the source of this 2413-nucleotide messenger RNA. RefSeq names its product ubiquitin-like-specific protease ESD4. The coding region runs from base 313 to 2136 and encodes 607 amino acids. Gene Ontology annotation, molecular function: deSUMOylase activity. Lineage: Eukaryota; Metazoa; Arthropoda; Insecta; Hemiptera; Cimicidae. The record is from RefSeq and is a predicted model, not a curated record. The transcript is spliced from 15 exons. Gene Ontology annotation, biological process: protein desumoylation. Gene Ontology annotation, cellular component: nucleus.